Molecule: messenger RNA, 1326 nt
Organism: Lycium ferocissimum
Lineage: Eukaryota; Viridiplantae; Streptophyta; Magnoliopsida; Solanales; Solanaceae
Product: villin-1-like
Exons: 10
Coding region: 1-1326 (441 amino acids)
Molecular function (GO): actin filament binding
Source: RefSeq, a predicted model, not a curated record
AUGCAUUUCUUGGUCGAGUUCGUCUCACGAGGCUUGCCUAGUGUGGUUUACAUCUCCUAUGUUGUUUGGGGGCUAUCACACUGGAGAGGGGUUUACCCAGAGCUUCGGGUAGCGGCUGGGCGUUCCCUUGAUACCAAAGAUAUAACCAUUGUUUUUGAGAGUACAGGGGAAGAGAGGGCUGAUGCUAUUUCUCAUAUGAUUGCUCUUGUCAAUGCAACCAAGGGAGAUCCGGCAAUGGCUCAGAUCGUCGAUGGGAGUGAACCAACUCUAUUUCUCUUAAUUGUCAAGACGUUGAUUACUUUUAAGGGUGGUAAAACUACAAGGUAUAAGAGGUCUAUCAUGGAGAAAGGUGUUGUAGAUGAUACCUUUGAUGACACUAAGACAGCUCUCUUUCGGAUCCAAGGAGCUAGCCCCCAUAACAUGCAAGCUAUCCAAGUUGAUCUAGCAGCAAUUUCUCUUAAUUCAUCCUACUGUUACAUCCUGAAGACUGAGAGAUUUACAUUUACUUGGAUUGGGAAUCUCUCCAAAUCCGGAGACCUUGGUUAUGUCGACAGAAUGCUAGAGUUUAUAAAUCCAACAUGGCAACCUGUAAUGGUUCGGGAAGGUAGUGAACCUGAUAUUUUCUGGACUGCACUUGAAGGGAAGGUGGAGUACUCUAGGGACAAAGAAAUCAAAGGGUAUGUGGACAGUCCACAGUUGUUUGUAUGUACUGCAUCUGAAGACAACUUUAAGGUGAAAGAAAUAUACAAUUUCUCCCAGGACGAUUUGACUACUGAAGAUGUACUUAUACUAAACUGUCAUCAUGAAAUUUGUGUCUGGAUAGGGCGCAAUUCCCACAUCGAUAAGAAAAGAGCUCUUGAUUUCGGUCUGAAGUUCCUUGAGAUGGAGACUCCAGAUGGUGUGCAUCCUCAAAAGACUCCUGUUUACGUUGUUAAUGAAGGAUGUGAGCCGCCAUUCUUUACUCGUUUUUUUGAUUGGGACUUCUCAAGGGCAAAUGUAAGCCUAGUUUCCAGUUGCAUGUUAAUUACUUUUGCAUUUUCUUUUCUGUGUCUUGAUUGUUUUAAUAAUUUUAAUUCCCUUGAAAAAUCGAUGCCGGCAAAGAGGAAAGCAAUAGCUGUCCAGAAUGGCAAGACUGCGACAGGAAGGUGGGUUGAACAAGAGCCACCGACAAAUUUAGAAGAGGGUGAGUCCCAUAAUGAGGCUCUGUCUCGGACUUCUCACAUUCUGCCUAUUUUAGAGGGGCAUGAAGGGGCCUCAGCUCCAGCUCCACUGCCUCCAAUUCCUCCAUCGGGUGCUUCGGGUCAGCAGAUGACCGAGGCUACUUAG